CCUCGUAUUGUUUACUGAUGAUGUUUAGACUGGUUAAACUAGAGGCUGAAAUGGCAUUUGUUUUGAUCAUAUUAUUUAAAUGUACGAAUAAAUCAUUUGAUAAUUUUUAAUAUAACUGCUUAUUUUUUCACAGCAUAAUUAUGGUAAUCUAGGGUACAGUAGUUUCUUGUAUGAAUGUUAAUUUAAUUGCCAUUUAAACCUUUGAGAAGGUUUCCCAAUCGUUGUCUCCCUCAUAAAAAUGGUCAAGUCUUGGCAACUUCUGGGCUGUGACCCGCGAUGAACUAAUAAAAGAGAAACAUCAGGAAGGGAACAACUGGAAAGGUUUCUUUUUGCCUGGUUAUUAUUGAGACUAUCAUAAUGGUAUUUUUGAUCUAUUUACAAAAUUCACACAGAGUGAUAUCAGAUACCAAUUUUGGUUAGUCCGAACAAAUAUUCAUUACCCACAAUGCCUGGUCGCACUUCAGAUUCUCGGAAAAGAGUGGAUCAUUUUCAGAGGAGAAAAGUUGGAAGCAUACGUGAUAAUCCAAAAUUGAUGAAAAUCCGUCAACAGUUCGAAAAUGCUUCAAAGGAAGAGGAUCUCCCGAAAGCCAAUACCUUUUGCGAAUUACUGAAUAUUGAUUUGAAAUUAUCUCGAGUGGAAGGAUUUCAGGUACGUCGUCAUUCAGAAGGAGAAGAUUCUUUGCACGUGAAUCGAAAUUCUGUUAAAGCAUCAAAGUUUUUCUCAUCACCAUCAGUCGAUGAAAAGAGCUUGGUUGGUGUGGAAGCUUUGACAAAAACACUAGUUUGCGAAUCAAACUCUGAUAAAUUCUGCAUUUCUAAAGGAUUAGAAAAUGUGUCUCCACCACCCCUUCCCAAGAGGGGGGUAUCUCCCGCAACCCAAAGUUUUCUGCUUGCUCCGACGAGCAGCCCUAAACGACAGAACCUUCUGUCGAAAGAGCCGUCCGGCAAGGAGACUAGCGUUCAAAAGGCGAUCGAACUCUACGAAGGGAUGUCGUCUUCAAGUCCCAAAAAGAAUAAAUCUGCUAAAAAUUACGGGAGUCAUCACAAAAUCGUCAAACGAGAAGAGACUUUUUCGAAGAGAAUUCACAAACGGAGAAGUAGUUUUCGAAGGUCUAAACUCCCUUCGGACUGUCCUCCAGCUCCUGUCAGUCAGAAGGAAGAAACCAGCGACUGCGAGGAGGGAAAUCAAAAUGUUUACCAAACACUCUCCACUUUUCCUGCGUCUCUCGACGAUCCUUACGACAGGCUGAAUAGGAUUCACGACGUUCUGCAUCAGAUUCAUGAGGGGCAAACUUCCGCGUGUGCGGCUUGCAAAGCCAUUCCAUCCAUCAAGUUACGUGACAGUGCAAUUCUGGAAGUUAAGUGCCACGAAGUGUCGCCCCAUCACCACCCGCCCUGCAUUUGUUUCUCUUGCCAGCAUUCUGUGUUCAGUUGUUCUGUGUUGCAGGCAAAGCAAGAAGACGAUCUCUACUAUAAUCUGUGUUGCCUCAACCUGCCCAAUCGCGAAAGUUGGAGACAGUCGAGGCGGAGGCCCGUCUGCGAGCAGAAUGGCCGCCUUUGUGUCGUAAACUGUGAUAUUGAAAAAAGUGCCAAAAUUGAUUCCUCGCAGAAGGAAUACGAAAACUUAUCGAAUUGCCACUCAAUGUCCCCUAGGCAAAAAGAUACAGCCAAACAAAUGAAUGGAGAGUCUUAUGAAAGUGAUGAAGGUUGGGUUGAUGUGACUGAUUCAGAAGAUGAAAAAUCUUCUCCACUAUCAGAGAGGACUAUUCAUCCGCCUCUUGAUGAUCAAAAUUUGUCUCUUGAAAUUGUUGAUAUCAUUGCAGAGUGCUCUGACUUGAAGCUGACUGAUGCGUGCUCUACCGAACACCUUUACGAAAGCAUAAGUGAAAUCGAGUCGCAAGAACCCGUCGCUUCGUCGAAAGACGAUCCUGUUCCCGAGAAUGAACUCGACAGCGGAGAAUGGUCUACAGAGAGUAGUUCUCCCGUUUUUAACGAAUCUUUUGAGAAAAACAAUCGACAGAAUGCUUUCUCGAGGUACACUGUGAGCGGGGAGGAAACCUCUAAGAAAACGUUCAUGAAAUCAGUAUUAGGUAAAAGGACCAAGAAAAGACGGAUGUCCAACUUCUUUGUGCCCUGGCUCGUGUCAAAUAAUGAAUAUUGUGUUACCACAGACGCAAGUAAUUAUAAACCUUCCACCAAACUGUCUUCCAGGAGUAGUAAAAGGAAUCUUUCUUCUAAAGAAACUUGUUGCAAAAAUGUUGAAUCGGACAAGUCAUCCAAAAUGCUGCCAGAGAGCCCAGAGGAUCCUCCAUCCUUCUCCUCCUCGCUGUCAAGGAAUUCUUCAGUGUCUUAUGUGAGAGCAGAUGAACUGGAAAGUGUUGAAUUUCCUAAGCAGAGAAAAACAAGCUUACCUGGCAUUGUUGAUGUGUCUGUUGAAAGAGUGUGUAGGCACUCAGGAAACAGUGAACACACCUACAUACUAUUCACUCCAAUCAAAGAAGAUCAAGUUCCUCUGUACCAAUUUUACGAAAGAAACGUGAAGGAGCGUGUUUCGUUUUGUCGAAGUGGCUCAAAAAAUUUGUCUCCCAUCAUGUGGAUUCCCGAGGCUUCUUCGAGUGAAGCAAAAUCUCCACAACUCUCGGUUGUCGAGCAACUGAGUCCAGAAGCAGCUGACAUCAAAAUGCUUUGGUGUGAACUUCCUGAGGUGAAAGAGAGUGGAAUUUUGGAAAGAAUAUCUGCCCAAGAGUUAAAACUUCAGGAAGGAAUAUUUGAGUUCAUCCAGUCUCAGGCAUCCUACGUGAGGAGCCUGAAAGUCCUCUACGAGAAUUUCAUUCAGGCUCCAGAGUUCUCAUCCGUCCUCAGUAAACACGAACAGGACGUCCUCUUUUCAGACAUCAUUCACCUCAAGGAAGUGAGCGACAGAAUACUGUACGAUGUGACUGCAAGAUGGGGUGACAGUAUUUUGAUACCAGAUAUUUGUGAUAUUAUCUUGCAUCAUGCCCAGUUGCCCUCUUUUUCAAUAUACGUAAAAUAUUGCUCAAACAGAGUGUAUCAGGAACGGACUCUAAAGGAGCUCAAGGAUGCUACGCCUGCGCCAUUUGCGACAAACUGA
Molecule: messenger RNA, 3112 nt
Organism: Parasteatoda tepidariorum (common house spider)
Lineage: Eukaryota; Metazoa; Arthropoda; Arachnida; Araneae; Theridiidae
Source: RefSeq, a predicted model, not a curated record